Danio aesculapii is the source of this 2092-nucleotide messenger RNA. RefSeq names its product suppressor APC domain containing 2 (gene sapcd2). The record is from RefSeq and is a predicted model, not a curated record. The coding region runs from base 96 to 1319 and encodes 407 amino acids. The transcript is spliced from 6 exons. NCBI's taxonomy places the organism in Eukaryota, Metazoa, Chordata, Actinopteri, Cypriniformes, Danionidae.
CCCAGAGUUCGAGGAAACUAGUGCAGGAGUUUGAGGAAGAUCACCUGAGAAAGAGGAACCGAUCAAUAAAGCGAUCAGAGAAACACAGGAGAUCGAUGGCUUUGAUUCAAACCGAUCACAACGGCACGCAGAACGGGCUAAUCAAUACUCUGCACGGCGGCGUCAGGACAGACUGCGCGGUUCCCGACGCGGCGCUGCCCCGAGCGUUCCUCCACAGUCUGCGGACGUUAUUCGACAUUCUGGACGAUCAACAGCGCGGGUUUGUUCACCUGUCGGAGAUUGAGAGUCGUUGGCGCGGCGCGGGGGAGCGGGGUCUACCCGCGGGGGUUCUGGAGAGUCUGCGGCGGGUCGCACCGGUUAACGGCUGCCUGUCCUUCGAGCGGUUCGUCGCGGGACUCAGAAACUCCAUGUUCGUUCCGGAGACCGGCAGCAGACCGGCAGAGCACCCGCAGUGGAGACCCGGGGAAGGCAGAGUCCGGCCGCUGGGCCCGAGUAACGGAAUAAACACACUCCACAACCGGCAGCCCGGAAGGGGCCGACCGCGAGAGAGCUCUGCCUUUACGGACAAACUCGCCGCUUCUUCCCGUUACUCCGCCUUUUUAGUCGCGUCGCGGAGCUGCGGGGGGACGGAGAGUUCAUAUCGAUACGGACAGGACCCGCUUCAGCCCCGGUCCAUCGACCCACUGGAACACCCCGAGCAGAGAAACGUAGAGAGCGCCGGUCUGCCUCGGUCUCGCAGUGAAACGGUGACGGGCUUCAUGCGAUCGCGGCGGCACACCAGGAGUCGUGACGAGCAGAGACGCCACACCGUGACCAGCGGAGUCGAUUAUGGGCUGCUGAAGCAGAUGAAGGAGCUGGAGCAGGAGAAGGACUCUCUGCUGGCCGGGAUGGAUGUUUUGGAUCAGGCCAGAGAGUGGUUUCAGACACAGAUCCACAACAUCAUGGAGACGCAGAGGCUCAUCGGGCAGAACCGCCACACCAGCGAGUGUUCGUGUGAGUCUACUCAGAGUCGUCUGGAUGUUCUUCUGCCCAAACUACAGGACGUCUCGCGCUGCCUGAAUGAAUUAAUCUCCUGCUCUGGGAAGACGCUCCCGUCCACUGCUGCACCCUAUGCUGGAGGAUCACCCAGUGCUGCUGCGCCACCGCAGGCCAUACACACACUGAAGGAGCACAACCGGCUGCUGACACAGGAAGUGACAGAGAAGAGUGAGCGCAUCAGUCAGCUGGAGCAGGAGAAGUGUGCUCUGAUCAAGCAGCUGUUCGAGGCUCGAGCUCACAGCGCACACGACAGCAGCGCGCUCGACUCCACCUUUAUCUGACCGCGGUCGCUCCACCUUUAUAUGACCGCGGUCGCUUCACCUGACUGCGGUUGCUCCACCUUUAUCUGACUGUGGUCGCUCCACCUGACCGCGGUCGCUCCACCUGACUGCGGUUGCUCCACCUUUAUCUGACUGUGGUCGCUCCACCUGACCGCGGUCGCUCCACCUGACUGCGGUUGCUCCACCUUUAUCUGACCGCGGUUGCUCCACCUGACUGCGGUUGCUCCACCACUGUCGCUCCACCUUCGUCUGCCUGUGACACGCCACACUGAAACAGACCUGAAAAGAGAAAUAAAUGUAGAUGGUGCAUGAUUUCAUCCUUUGGGAACCGAAGAGCAGAAACGAGACUUGCAUUGUUAGCCCCGCCCUAAAGGACUGUUGGCCCCUCCCCAAAUCCCUGAUAGCCCUGCCCUAAAGGACUGAUAGCCCAACCCCAAAGGACUGAUAGUUCCUCCCCAAGUCCCUGAUUGCCCCGCCCUAAAUCCCUGAUAGCCCUCUGCUGAGUUCAGUCGAGUGACACCACACUUCAGCUUUGGGGAAAUGAUUGACAGUUCAAUGAUUGUUCAAGAGUUGUGUGAUGAUGAAAGACUGUUCUGGAGUCAGUGCGGCUGAAGAGCAGUGGUGUUUUUACAGGUGUGUGUGUGUGUGUGUGUGUUUCUGCUGCUGUGUUUUACCCGUGUGAUGUGAUGAUUAUAAUUAUUCCAGCACUCUACUUUACACACAGACCAUACUGGAUGAUUUUCCUUCAUUAAAUCUUGCUGCUGUUGCUGUGA